Messenger RNA from Gracilinanus agilis (Agile Gracile Mouse Opossum), 1503 nucleotides. RefSeq names its product solute carrier family 2 member 6 (gene SLC2A6). Gene Ontology annotation, cellular component: membrane. Gene Ontology annotation, molecular function: transmembrane transporter activity. Gene Ontology annotation, biological process: transmembrane transport. The coding region runs from base 1 to 1503 and encodes 500 amino acids. The record is from RefSeq and is a predicted model, not a curated record. The transcript has 10 exons. Lineage: Eukaryota; Metazoa; Chordata; Mammalia; Didelphimorphia; Didelphidae.
AUGGAGCAACCCCUUCUAGGAAGUGAGACUCCAGACUAUGAGACCUUCUCAGAAAGCCCUCCUCCCACCCUUUCUUCCUUCCCUAGAACCCUGAAGAAUAAGCGGCUGUUUCUGGCCACCUUUGCAGCAGUACUGGGAAAUUUCAGCUUUGGCUAUGCCCUGGUCUACACAUCCCCAGUCAUCCCAGCUCUUGAGAGAUCCCCCAAUCCAGCUUUAAGAAUGAACAAGACGGAGUCUUCCUGGUUCGGGUCUGUAUUCACGUUGGGAGCAGCUGCUGGCGGCCUCAGUGCUAUGGUACUCAACGACCUCCUGGGCAGGAAGCUCAGUAUCAUGUUCUCUGCUGUACCCUCAGUAAUCGGCUACGCCCUCAUGGCCGGCGCUCAGGGUCUGUGGAUGCUCUUACUGGGAAGGACUUUGACCGGCUUUGCAGGAGGUCUCACCGCUGCCUGUAUCCCAGUCUAUGUGUCCGAGAUCUCCCAUCCUGGAGUUCGAGGGGCUCUAGGGGCUACGCCCCAGAUCAUGGCCGUCUUUGGGUCCCUCUUGCUUUAUGCUCUGGGCUUGAAAGUGCCCUGGCGCUGGCUGGCAGUGGCUGGAGAGGUGCCCGUAUUCGUCAUGAUGGUACUUCUGUGCUUUAUGCCCAACUCCCCUCGAUUCCUCCUCUCCCAGGGCAAGGAGGAGGAGGCCCUGGAAGCCCUGGCCUGGCUCCGAGGAAGGGACACAGACUUCCACAGAGAAUUCCAGCAGAUCCAGAACAGUGUCCAGCAGCAGAGCAGCGGACUGUCGUGGGCGGAGCUGCGGGACCCUUUCAUCUACAAGCCCAUCGCCAUCGCAGUCCUGAUGCGGUUCCUGCAGCAGCUCACGGGGGUCACGCCCAUCCUGGUGUACCUGCAGUCUAUCUUCCACAGCACGGCAGUCCUGCUGCCCCCAGAGGAGGACGCUGCCAUUGUGGGGGCCGUGAGGCUUGUCUCGGUGCUCAUCGCAGCCACCACCAUGGACAAAGCAGGCCGGAAGAUUCUUCUCUUUGUCUCAGCCUCCAUUAUGUUCGUGGCCAACCUGGUCCUGGGACUCUACGUCCACUUCAGUCCACAGCCGCCAGCCCCCAACACCACCGUGGAUCUGAGCCAUGGAGCCCUUGAGGCCUCGGGGUCAGGAAGCUACCUUAUGCUGAUUCCCCUCUUGGCCACCAUGCUCUUCAUCAUGGGCUAUGCCAUGGGCUGGGGCCCCAUCACAUGGCUCCUCAUGUCUGAGAUCCUCCCACUGAAGGCCCGAGGGGUGGCCUCUGGGCUCUGUGUGUUGGUCAGCUGGCUCACGGCCUUCGUGCUCACCAAGUCCUUCCUCCUGGUGGUGAAUGCUUUUGGCCUUCAGGUCCCAUUUUACUUCUUUGCUGCCAUCUGUCUGGUGAAUCUGGUCUUCACAGGCUGCUGCGUGCCAGAAACCAGGCGGCGGUCCUUGGAACAAAUCGAAUCAUUCUUCCGGACAGGGCAAAGGUCAUUCCUGAGAUAG